This is a messenger RNA of Gymnodraco acuticeps, 1359 nucleotides long. It is a transcript of the gene tnfaip8l2b, whose product is annotated as tumor necrosis factor, alpha-induced protein 8-like 2b. The record is from RefSeq and is a predicted model, not a curated record. Bases 272 to 832 code for a protein of 186 amino acids. NCBI's taxonomy places the organism in Eukaryota, Metazoa, Chordata, Actinopteri, Perciformes, Bathydraconidae. Gene Ontology annotation, cellular component: cytoplasm. Gene Ontology annotation, biological process: regulation of apoptotic process. The transcript is spliced from 3 exons.
ACACACACACACUGAGGGGUGUGUCAGAGCAAUUUAGUUCCUCAAGGAAGUACAACUCAACAUUAUCUUAAGACAGGGUGGCAGCAGUGACAGAAGCGCUGCAGGAGGGCUUUUUUUUUUAAAGCUUUUCAUUCAGCUUGUGGUGAAAAUGAAGACGUCUUUUUAAAAAUCAACCGUCCUGUGCUGUCAACCUGAGACAGAGUGAAGGGAGAGGCAGAUUUCUGACACACACAAAAGGAGGGAGGGGGACUCUCACAACACUCAGACAACCAUGGACCACUUCAGCUCCAAGGACAUGGCGUUGAGCGCGCAGAAGAAGAUCCUCAGCCGCAUGGCCACCAAGAGCUCGGUCCAAAUGUUCAUCGACGAAACCACGAGCGAGAUCCUGGACGAACUGUACCGCGUCUCCAAAGGCUACUCGGGGAACAAGUCGGAGGCGCAGAAGGUGAUCAAAGACCUGGUGAAGAUCGCCGUGAAGAUCGGUUUGCUGUUCAGGAACAACCGCUUCAGCACCGAGGAGCUGGGAAUCGCCACGGAUUUCAAGAAGAAGCUGCACCAGGGGGCCAUGACGGCUAUCAGCUUCUACGAGGUGGAUUUCACCUUCGAUAACGGGGUGAUGUCAGAACUCCUGACCAGCUGCAGGGAUCUGUUGUUGAAGCUGGUGAACACGCACCUCACCCCCAAAUCCCACAACCGCAUCAACCACGUGUUCAACCAUUACUCCGACCCCGAGCUCCUGACCAAACUGUACGACCCCAGCGGCACCUUCAGACCCAACCUCACCAAGAUCUGCAAAGGACUCGACAAACUCAUGGAGGACGGGACAAUAUGACGUCAAAACAAAACAAUCAAAUGUCACACAGACACUGGGAGAUCAACAGACUCACAUGAGACUCAGAACUGUUGGACACAUUUUGGUCUUACUGCUGCUGAGGAAUGGCAACGUAAAACAAGUGAUUUGAGAACAAAAGCUCAACGACGCCCCAUCGUUCUCGAAGAACAUGCGGGAUGAGGAACAUUGACUCAUUCCUCAAGUGUUCAGUGUUCAGAGGUGAUAUACUGUUUAAUUGUGAUGUAGACGAAUUCUCAGAAAAAUAAUAAACUGUAUCGGCUGUUUUUAUUAGAUAAGGAAAUGUCAUUAGAUGCUUGAUAUUUGAGGCCUUGAAAUGUUUCUUUGAGAACUACUGAUGUUGGGUAUUCAGGAGAGAUGUUAGCAGCUGGAAAUAUUGCAUAGAGAGGACGGACAGGGAACAAUGCCACUGUAAUACAGCACUGCCAUCUGGUGGUGAAGAUGCCGCUUCAUUGUACUGUAUUUCCCAAAGCUUCCGGAAGCCAAUAAUAAAGCCAAAUAACCCCGCA